Messenger RNA from Cordyceps fumosorosea ARSEF 2679, 402 nucleotides. RefSeq lists its product as hypothetical. The record is from RefSeq and is a predicted model, not a curated record. The transcript is spliced from 2 exons. Bases 1 to 402 code for a protein of 133 amino acids. Lineage: Eukaryota; Fungi; Ascomycota; Sordariomycetes; Hypocreales; Cordycipitaceae.
AUGGGAAAUAUUUGCGGAAAGCAAGACCCCGAGGACCGACUCGGGCCCGGUCGCCGCCUCGGCUCCGCGCCGCCACCCUCCGCGACGAGGGCGUCCGUCCCCGCCUCGCAGGCGGCCACCAAGAAGCCCAAGCAGACCUACCAGAGCGAGGCUCGCGUCGUCGGGAGCGGGGGCCCCGGGGGCCAGGGCGCGGCGGCGACGCCGGCCUCGCAAGCGGCGAGGGAGAGAUGGAGUGGGGGGGGGGAAAAGGCCGUGGAGGAGGAUAGGAAGAAGCAAGAGGCGCAAAGGAGGAAGAAGACAGGCGCGGGGCGCAUACUCACCGCCAAGGAGAGGGAUGAGCAGGAACAGAGGUGGAGGGAGAUUGACGACAAUGACAGACAGGUCCGGGGACAGGCCAGCUGA